This is a messenger RNA of Lycium ferocissimum, 2673 nucleotides long. RefSeq names its product pentatricopeptide repeat-containing protein At2g16880. Gene Ontology annotation, molecular function: protein binding. Lineage: Eukaryota; Viridiplantae; Streptophyta; Magnoliopsida; Solanales; Solanaceae. The coding region runs from base 57 to 2378 and encodes 773 amino acids. The transcript is spliced from 2 exons. The record is from RefSeq and is a predicted model, not a curated record.
CUCCAACUGCUCAACACACUUGCGUUUCUGUAAAACCCCAAAAUCAAACACCACCCAUGAGUAUCCCAACUCCAAGAUACCCUCCAUUAAAACCUCCUCAACUAAUCCAAACAAUAACCACUCUCCUAACAUCCUCAAAAUCCCUUCCAAAAUCAUCUCUUCAACCUUACAUUCCUCACCUAACACCUCCCAUAAUCCACUCUAUUCUGUCUUCCCCUACGCUCCCUUCCUCCACCCUCUUCUUCUUCUUCCAAUGGUCCCACACACACAUCCCUUCUUUCUCCACCCACCCCCUCCCCCUCACCCCCCUCCUCCCUCUCUUAUCAUCCCUUUUCUCUCGUCAACAAUUUCAACUCGCUCGUUCGCUUCUCCUUACUUUUAUUCCAUCUGAUCACCCCCAACACGUCCUUCACCGUCAUCUCCUUCACCCCAUUGACUCAUUUCCUCAACCCUCAACUGCCCUUUUGGAUACUGCUAUUGGUGCUUAUUGCCAAUGUGGGAAACCCCAUCUUGCACUUCAGGUUUUCAAGAAAAUGAAGCGUUUACGCCUUUGUCCCAAGUUGCUGACUUUUAAUACUUUGAUUAAUGCUUUGGUAAAGUACCCUUCUACUCACUCUGUUGAUUUGUGUAUUGAGUUGUUUAAUGAUGUGGUUAAGCUUGGUUUUGUCCCGAAUACGAAUACUUUUAAUAUUUUGAUUAGAGGGUAUUGUUUGGUUUGUAAGUAUAAGGAGGGGAAGCGAUUGUUGGAUAGGAUGAGUGUUGAGUUUGGAUGUGUCCCGGAUAAUGUGAGUUAUAAUACUAUAUUGGAUGGAUUGUGUAAGAAAGGUAGGUUGAAUGACGUUAGGGAUUUGUUGUUGGAUAUGAAGGGUAAAGGUCUUGUACCGAAUAGGAAUACGUAUAAUAUUUUGGUACAUGGUUAUUGUAAAAUGGGGUGGUUGAAGGAUGCUGCUCAGGUCGUUGAGUUGAUGACGCAGAAUAAUACUUUGCCUGAUGUUUGGACUUAUAAUAUGUUAAUUGAUGGUUUGUGUAAUGAAGGAAGGAUCGAUGAUGCGUUUAAGAUUCGGGACGAGAUGGUAGGGUUGAAACUGUUGCCUGAUGUGAAAACUUAUAACACCCUGAUCAACGGGUAUCUUGAUAGUAAGAGAAGUUCAGAGGCCUUUGAUCUGAUUGAAGAGAUGAAUAAGAAGGGGAUCAAGUGUGAUGAAGUUACUUAUAAUACAUUGAUUAAAUGGUAUUGCAAGGAAGGGAAGAUGGAAAAAGCUAGAGAGGUGCUUCAAACGAUGGAAGAAGGUGGUUUAUGUCCAGAUUGUGUCUCCUAUAACACUUUGAUAACUGCAUAUUGUAAAGCAGGAAAUCUACCAGAGGUUUUGAGGAUAAUAAAACGAAUUGGCGAAAAAGGUUUUAAAAUGGAUAAUUUUUCUCUCAAUACAAUGCUUCAUACUCUAUGUCAAGAAAGGAAGCUUGAUGACGCGUACCAGUUGCUCUGUGUUGCUCAUACCAGGGGCUAUCUUGUUGAUGCAGUAAGUUAUGGCACUCUUAUUGCUGGCUACUUUAGGUGUGGAGAUAUGGAAAAAGCUCUUAAGCUUUGGGAUGAGAUGGAAGAGAGAGAGGUAAUUCCCACUAUUGUCACUUACAACAUCGUAAUUGGAGGGCUAUGUAAAUCGGGUAAAACUCAGCAGGCAAUUGCUAAACUGAAUGAACUUUUGGAGAAGGGUAUAAUGGCUGAUGAAAUAACAUAUAAUACUAUUAUUCAUGGAUACUGCUGGGAGGGGAACAUUGAAAAAGCAUUUCAAUUUCACAACAAAAUGGUUGAGAAUUCUUUCAAGCCUGAUGUAUAUACAUGCAACAUUCUUCUUCGGGGACUUUGUAGGGAAGGCAUGCUUGAAAAAGCCAUUAAGCUCUUUAAUACGUGGGUUGAUAAAGGGAAGACCAUUGAUGUAGUAACUUAUAACACCUUGAUAACAGCUCUUUGUAAAGAUCAAAGACUCGAUGAUGCUCUGGGUCUUGUUGCUGAAAUGGAAGAGAAAAAUGUCGAACCUGAUAAGUACACGCAUAAUGCUAUUGUUGGUGCACUUACUGAUGCUGGAAGGCUUAAGGAAGCAGAAGAAUUUAUGUCUAAUCAAAGACCAUCUGAACAGCAGUUGCAAAUGGAUAACAGGGAACAUAAACUCACAGAUGAAUCUUCAAAUGAACUAGAUCCAAGUUCAAUUGCUUAUUCACAACAGAUUGAUGAGCUUUGUGCGGAGGGAAGAUACAAAGAUGCGAUGCUUAUCUAUGCACAAGUCACUCAGAGAGGUAUUGCUCUACAAAAGUCUACUUAUUUCACUCUGAUAAAAGGACUGAUCAAGAGGAGAAAAAGUAUAUCGAAGACAGGUUGAUAGUGACCCCAAAAGCUGAGUAUGAUGACUUCAGUUUCUAUCACAUAUAAUCAUGCCCGGUAUGCAACACUGCAAGGAACCAGGACGGUGAACCAUUCGCUUUUCCAACAUCAGAUUGGCAUUUGUGGGUGUUCUCCUGUGAUCCUUUUAAAUUUGAUCACCAAUGAUGACCUUUGUUCAUGUUUGGAAGCUUUUAAUGGAUUACAGGGUAGCAAAGGGGGAUGUUGCAUGGCUAUGAAAUCUUGCUGUCUUAUUGAUGCAACUCUGACAAGAAAGAAAAGAAGGAAAAAAGAAA